Ogataea haglerorum is the source of this 462-nucleotide messenger RNA. RefSeq lists its product as uncharacterized. The record is from RefSeq and is a predicted model, not a curated record. The transcript is spliced from 2 exons. NCBI's taxonomy places the organism in Eukaryota, Fungi, Ascomycota, Pichiomycetes, Pichiales, Pichiaceae. The coding region runs from base 1 to 462 and encodes 153 amino acids.
AUGGCUGCCGUGGAGGACCCCACGGAAGGACCCCCCGUGAUCUGGUACAGCCCGCCCGACGUCGGGAACGCCGACGCGAUCUCUGCCAUCGACAGCGCCACGCACAUGAUGCCCGCCAUGGCCACAAGGUACACCCACGUAAUGCCUGCCGCCCCCGUGUACGCCAUCGAGUACCACAGCGUGCCCGCCACGGACGGCAGCAGCCCCAGCGUGGAAAACGCCACGGCAAACGUCGUCAGCAUCGAGAGCCCUCUCUUGAGCUCCUGUUUGUACCCAAGAGCAAGAAUAACCGCCUCGUCGUGGUCAACAGCAUGGUCCAGGUGGAGUUUCGAGUGCGAAAUCACCGACUGGACCCGCACCUCGUCAACAGAUAGAUCCAAAGACAUAUGGCGAGAGAAAGCGAGAACAGGACUAAAAAGAUUUUUCACAGAUGAGCCGCACCGUUCUCGCACGGCAGCCUGA